Messenger RNA from Ogataea angusta, 786 nucleotides. RefSeq lists its product as uncharacterized. Gene Ontology annotation, molecular function: pantoate-beta-alanine ligase activity. NCBI's taxonomy places the organism in Eukaryota, Fungi, Ascomycota, Pichiomycetes, Pichiales, Pichiaceae. The record is from RefSeq and is a predicted model, not a curated record. Bases 1 to 786 code for a protein of 261 amino acids. The transcript has 2 exons. Gene Ontology annotation, biological process: pantothenate biosynthetic process.
AUGACGGUGCCAAAUAUCCGUAUAUUCAAGCACGUUGCUGACCUCCGCAAAUUCCGGAAAGAUUGCUGGAUUAAGGAUUUGUCUGUUGGCUUUGUUCCUACAAUGGGAUACCUUCACGAGGGACAUCUCUCCCUCGUCCGCCAAUCGCUCGAGCAAAACGACGUUACACUGGUAUCCAUUUUCGUGAAUCCGUCGCAAUUUGCUCCACACGAAGAUUUAGAUGCCUAUCCACGGAACAUUGACCGCGACCUUCAACUUCUGGAGUCUGUCGUGUCCAAGGACAAGGCCCGACGGGUAGCCGGAGUUUUCACUCCGUCAGUGAGGGAGAUGUAUCCAAGCGGUAUUCCACUUGAGACCAGCCAGCAGAAAGGAGCAUUUGUGAGCGUGAGCGGAGUCUCCGAGCAACUCGAAGGCCGCGCUAGACCUCAGUUUUUCAGAGGUGUGGCUACCGUUGUGACUAAACUGUUCAAUAUCGUGGAGCCCACAAAUGCGUACUUUGGACAAAAAGACAUCCAGCAAUCUAUUGUUAUCAAAAGGAUGGUGUCAGACUUGCUGUUCAACGUCCAAAUCCAUGUCGUUGACACUGUGCGUGACAAGACGGGGUUGGCCCUCAGUUCAAGAAACUUCUAUUUGAGUGAUGAAGUGAGAAAACAGGCCACAUCGAAAACACGAUUGCUGGUGAAAACGCCAAGUUCGAAAUCGACUACGUCGCAUUCAACUACGCCGACACCCUUGAAUAUGUUCCUGACGAUGCCACCAUCGACAAGGGCCGCGAAUGCGUUCUGA